AUGGCAAUCCCAAGAAACUCCCUUGGUGCCUUUCUCAAGCAAGCAAAAGCCAGCUUGAAAAAAGCCAUAGACCAGAAGGAGAAGGUCACCUUGGUCAUUGGCAAUGAAUCAGCGGAUCUUGACUCAAUCACGGGCUCAAUAGUCUAUGCAUACCUCAGAUCCAUCACACCCUCGCCACGAUCCUCCACCGCUCUUCACAUACCAGUCUUGAAUAUUCCUAGAGCGGAUAUAGACCUAAGGCCUGAAUUGCUCACUCUGCUGCCUCAUGCAAAUAUUUCGAAAGACCAACUAAUCACUCUGGAUGAUCUUCCCGACCUUGGCUCCAUCAAAGAAACUCUAGCUCCUGAAUUGACCAGAUGGUUCCUCGUCGACCACAAUGCCUUGCAGGGAAAACUCGGCGCCAUCUACUCUGAUCGUGUGGUAGGCGUUAUCGACCAUCACGUAGAUGAGAACAGAGUUCCCAAGGACACUGGCGACGAACCACGUAUCAUCGAGACCAGCGGAAGUUGCACCACUCUGAUCAUAAACCAUUGCCGUGAAGCUUGGGACAACCUGUCAUCAGGCACAUCCUCUACAGGGGCAGCUCAUGCGCAAGGCGAUACCUUGAUGGAAGACGAAGCCGUGACUUCGCUCUGGGACGCACAGGUAGCUCAGCUUGCUCUUGCUUCAGUACUCAUCGACACCAUAAAUCUUGAAGACAAACACAAGACGACAGAGCUUGACGAGCACGCAGUCACCUACCUCGUGGCCAAAAUCAAUCUAUGCGCAAAACUCGCAACUCAAUUCGACAGAAGCGCCUUCUUUGACGAGAUCAUCGAAGCCAAAAGAAACCUCGACUCCCUCACUCUGGAAGAGAUAUUCAGAAAAGACUACAAACAAUGGACAGAGAAUGGAUUGAUUCUAGGCACAAGCGCAGUCGCUCAACCCAUACAGUUCCUCAAGCGCAAGAUUAAUGACGACAACAGCCCUACCGACUACAAAUCCCUUCUGGAAGCCGCAAAGAAGUUUUCCCGCGAGAAGGACAUGUGUAUUUUUUCCAUCAUGACAGGAUACGCAGACGAGGAAGGCAAGCUCGCCAAACAAUUGGCUGUGCUGGCUGUCGACGAAAUGGGUGUCAGCAUCUGUAACAAGUUCCGUGACGAUGCCAUUGAGAAGUUUGAGCUAGAAGAAGUGGACACGGCUGAGAGCGAUGGACAGUGGUUCCAUGUGUGGCAGCAGCGCAAGCUUGGUCCUAGUAGAAAGCAGAUUGCUCCUUUGAUUAGAGAAGCCAUGUCGGCUUGA
Aureobasidium namibiae CBS 147.97 is the source of this 1281-nucleotide messenger RNA. RefSeq names its product exopolyphosphatase-like protein. Gene Ontology annotation, molecular function: exopolyphosphatase activity. The coding region runs from base 1 to 1281 and encodes 426 amino acids. Gene Ontology annotation, cellular component: cytoplasm. The record is from RefSeq and is a predicted model, not a curated record. Lineage: Eukaryota; Fungi; Ascomycota; Dothideomycetes; Dothideales; Saccotheciaceae. The transcript has 2 exons.